Molecule: messenger RNA, 1376 nt
Organism: Drosophila suzukii
Lineage: Eukaryota; Metazoa; Arthropoda; Insecta; Diptera; Drosophilidae
Source: RefSeq, a predicted model, not a curated record
AGCUAAGAAAUGCAAAUCCUAAGCUUGGUCCUGCUGGGACUUUUCCCUGUACUGGCCCUGGCCGUCCUUGACACGCCAGCAUCUUAUGCAAAAGAGUUUACGAGAAUAUAUAAAGGGGAAAGGGACUUUUCCAUAAGAAUGAUGCAACAGAUCCGGAAUAUCGAUCCGAACAGCAACCUCUUCUUCUCACCGUUCAGCACCUACAACGCCCUGCUGCUUGCCUAUUUCGGAUCCUCCAGUCAAGAGAUGGAGCUGUACAAUGUACUGAAUCUAAAGUGGGCAUCCAAAAAGGAGCAGGUGCGCUCCGCUUACAUACUGAACAAGAGACAACACCAAUCGCGAGUCCGUCAAAGUCCCUUGGAGCUCUCGUCUGUUAACCGAAUUUUCGUGGACAACAGCGUGACGGUGUCCGAAAACCUUCAGACCAUUCUAUUCGAUGAAAUAGAGAAGAUGACUUUAGAUACACCAGACAAGGCACUAUAUGAAAUAAACGAAUGGAUCGCCGAUAAAACGAAUAACCAAAUUCGUGACAUGCUUAGUGCCGAUGAGAUCACUCCUCGCACCAUCAUGGUCCUAGCAAACGCCGCCUACAUGAAGGGCGAGUGGCUCAGUCAGUUUAAGGUGGAAAAGACCUGUGAACCCUUCUACAUAAACAACUAUGAGCAGACAAUGGUUUCCAUGAUGCAACAGACCGGCACCUUCAAGUCGAACACCGAUGAUCAUUUGCAAGCCCAAAUUCUUAAGCUACCGUACCGUACACAAUACGAGUCGAAGGACACGCGCCAAUCCACGCCUGAGGACAAGUCCGAUGUCUCCAUGGUGAUUAUCAUGCCGACCUCGAGCCGAGACAGUGUGGAUGAUGUAAUAUCCCGACUGAAUGCAGAUAAUCUAAAGCUGUUGGUUGAACGGACAUACGCGCGCGAGAUGGAGGUGUCACUGCCCAAGUUCCAGUUCGAGCAGCGUCUGGGAUUGACUCGGUAAAUCCUCGGCAAUAUGGGCAUAAGAACAAUGUUCGGAAAUCGUGCCACUUUUGAAGACUUGACCUCCGAGCACAUUUCUAUCGAUGACGCCCAACACGUGGCCAAAAUCAAGGUGGACGAGAUGGGAAGCACCGCCGCGGCGGCCACCAUCCUCUUCUCCAGCCGAUCGGCUAGGCAACCAGAUCCCACCAAGUUCAUUUGCGACCAUCCCUUUUUCCUCAUCUAUGAUGAACGAGUAAAUACGGUCUUAUUCGCGGGCGUCUAUAGCGACCCUAGAAAAAUGCAGCAGUAAAAGUAAUGUUUUAUUGAUUUAACAAAGUUUUUAAAAAAUUAAAGGCCGUGUAGUCAAUAUUUCAAAAGGUUUUUAUAAUAAAAUUUGCCAUUCUCAAACCUAAA